This is a messenger RNA of Ostrea edulis (European flat oyster), 2948 nucleotides long. RefSeq lists its product as uncharacterized. The record is from RefSeq and is a predicted model, not a curated record. The coding region runs from base 528 to 1358 and encodes 276 amino acids. Lineage: Eukaryota; Metazoa; Mollusca; Bivalvia; Ostreida; Ostreidae. The transcript is spliced from 6 exons.
GAUUGCGUAGUUAGUGAUUUAUAGGAAUAAGGUAGGGAAUUUUAAUCACAUCAUUUCAAAAUCGAAAGGAAGUUAUGUUGGUCACAACGAGAUUGUGUCUAGUUAUUAUUAGCAUAUAUUGCUUAAUACAUUGUAUCUUCAACUUUAAUUUAAAGCUCAAUAGGGAUCUUGUUCUAAACAUUCGUACUUUUAAAUCAGCCAUUCUGCAGGUCAAUUAUAUCAACUGCACGCUUCAAUUUGACAUAGAUAUCUAAUGGUCGUUUUGCAAUUCUUCAUUAAUAAUACUCCAAUCUACAGGUAAACAUAUACCCCACAUGUAAAAAGACUCGAACGGGGAAGGGGGGUUCUUUCUUAAUGUUUUAUAGCAGGUGAAACCUUACAGCAGGUACACAUGCAAAACGAAUAUUACAAGUGCGAUUUAAUAGUGAUAUUCUCCGUUAUUUCCGUCGAUGAAUACACGCCAUACCAUUAUUGAUUUUUGUCACGGGUGUUCCUAUUUCGAAAUCUGAACAUAAGACGGGUCGGAUAUGAUGAUGUUAAAUGGAUUGUCGGACCUCUGCGUGCUGAUUGUAAUGCUAUGUCUUGCCGUGGGAUCUGCUGACGUUAAAACAUAUGAAUUUGGAAAGGACUGCCAUGUUACAUUAGAGGAAGUAAAAGAGGACCGUCACAUCUACGUUGAAUACAAUGGCAGACGUGUGUCGAGGUCGUGUACUAAAUUCUCAUUUGAAGCGGAGGAAGAGGAUUACAAAAUAUGUGUGAACCCUCAAUACUUUAGCGACCCUCAAUGUGCCGUGAAGUUAGAGUACACAUCCUCCUCUGGAGGACAGCUACAGAGUGUUACUUGUUCGGAGAAUCACGAUUCGGAAUACUGUGUUUCAAGGAAUAAAUAUAUCUACAUAAAUUUCGAGCAACGUAACGGACGAGACACAACAGCCGCCAGGUUCCAGCUAAAAUUAACAGCAAAGAAGGUUUCUGACAAACAAGUAGAUGGCGCUAUAGUCGGAGCUGUCCUUGGUGGAGUAAUCGGUGGUAUUGUUUUGAUCUCUCUGCUGACUGGACUUGUUUGUUGGUGUGUGUGCAGGAGAAAACCCACACAGGGACAAGUGUUGAACCAGAGUCAUGCCAAUCAAGCAGCUUCCGUGAUAAGCCCACCAGCUUAUCCGUACUCACCGUAUUCAACACCACUGUCAGGGAGUACCGCGUCUCCUUACCCAACCGUCGCUGCAAACUAUUCAUCACAAUAUCCCGGGUAUACAUGUACACAACCCGCACUACACUCCUCCCAGACAGGCAGUUGGCAACACACAGAGAAACAAGCAUCCGCUCCACCACCUAGCUACGCUGAAGCGAUCAACUGAUUGUAUUCGACUUUUGUUUGUUGAACUAUAUUUCAAGUUCAUGUACUUUUUAUUUUUGUUGAUGUUACUGUAAUCUUGUUCAUAUUUACAUCGAUUCUUUACAACCCAUUGGCUAUUGAACAAACUGAUGAUAUCUCUUUUUCUUAUCAUAAUAUUAUCCAGAAGUAGAAUUACUUUUUAUGAUGAAAUUUUAUGAAUAUGAUGUGCUUUUCUUAUAUCAUUUUAAGAUAAUGUUUACAUAAAUGAAAUGCAGAAUAACUUUGAAAUAUCAUUUGAAUGUACUUAAAUUGUAACUCUAUUUUAAUAUGAUGAUUGGUAUAUUGCUUUUAAUGUCAUUUUGUGAAUCUUUGUAACCACAAUAUUUGAAAAUUGCAGAGUGGUCAUUUCGAUAUUCAUUGCGUUGAUUUUUGUAAAAUUUAUACACCGUAUAAGGAAUCUGUACAGCGUUGUCUCUAUGUUGGUCGGUAUUUGUCUGUCUGUUGGUAGUUGUAGGCAAGAUGAAAAUCCAACUGGAAGUUCGACAAUUUUUAAUUUUCAUGCCUGGUUCACACUGUCGUGCGAUCCGUUACGAACACCACGAUUAAGCAUUCGUAGCUGAUCACGGACAUUUUCUGGAAUUUCAGGUUUUGAAACGAGAUGAUGCAAGUUAAUCUGUUCUUAUACGAUUCGAUGGGCUUAUACCGGUAUUAUAACUAUAGUAACAGAUCGUGGGACAUCACAACAAAGCGUGGUGUUUACCUUGUAAAAGAUCGACUAGUACCAUCACGAUUUGGAAGCACGAUUAGAUGCGAUAUGUUGCGCUUUGUUGUAUCACACGUUAGGCCUACGAUGAAGCCCACGAUUUCAAUCAUGGCGCGAAUCGUGAAAGUGUGAACAUAACAUUAUUUAUCUCUUUAUUCAUUUUUCUGCCCCGAGAUCGAAGAUCAGGGGGCAUAUUGUUUUUGUCCUGUCUGUCAUUCUGUCUGAAACUUUAACCUUGCUAAUAACUUUAGACCAGUAAGUGUUAGAGCUUUGAUAUUUCACAUGAGUACUUCGGGUUACAAGACCUAUCCGUGGGUACCAAUAUGUUUGACCUACUUUAUAUAACUUCUAAAAUGGUAAAUAUUAGAGCUUUCAUAUUUCACAUGAGCAUUUCUUGUGAUAAGGUCUUUCUACUGGUACCACAAUAUUUGUCCUUGUGACAUUGGCCAUCUUUGGAAUUGGCCAUUAUUGUUUCACAAACACAUCUUGUUGCUCGUUUGCAUUUUGCUCAGUGAUGAAUUAUUUGACAAAUUCUAUAUUUUUUUUCCAGUUUUCAAAAAAAAUUAAAGUAAACAAUAUACAUGUAUUUUGAAUACAACAUGCAAACCUAUUUUUCAUGUCAUGUAUGGUUUCUGGGUAAGAUCUUUUAAUCAGGAACAGAUGUAGUACUUUUAUAAAACACGAACGUAAUGUUCUGAUAAAAAAAAAAUUGGGCAUGUUGUAUAACAAUACAGAAUAUAUUCUAUGAAACAAAUUGAUACACAUACUUUCUCACAUGUUUACAACUGUAAGUGCAAUUUCAAGAUCUCCAAUGUGUACCAAAAUAAAAAUCAAUUUAAACGAAAGAAA